AUGGGCAUCCACCAGUUCCAGCGCUUUUCCAAUUAUCAGGCCACAUUCGCCUUCUGCUGGGACAAAGAGUCUGACGUGUACAAGGUGGUUAGAAUCAUUUCGAAGAAAUGCGAAGAAACCUUGGCCGAGGUCUGGUCCUCGGAUAUUAAAUCCUGGGAGGAGAUUGAUCUCACCAACCACCCUUCUUUCUAUCACCCCUCACACCAUGUUAACGCGGUCCCAGCCACCACCUGCAAUGUGUUUGUCGGGAAUUCCCCCCACUGGGCUGUCAUCGAUUAUUAUGGGAAUCCCUUUAUCAUGUCAUUUGAUGUCAAAGCCAACAAGCUGAAGAGAUCCUAUUUCCCAUCUCAACUAUCUUCUCACCGGGAAAAAGUCGCUGAGGGAAUUAACUGUGGGCUUCCUGAUCUUAUUGUUACAAACUGGAUGGGGAAAUUGGCGGUGCUCGAUGCUGUGGAUUAUCUUUCUGCUGAUGAUGAGUAUGAGAAACUGGCCAAGGCUCUUUCUGCUACAGAGAGGGAGACGAUUAUAUACUGGUUGUGGACGAUGGAAGCGAAUGGUCAUUGGAUUCGUUCAUGUCUGUUUUCUUUUGGGUUUAUGUUCAAUUAUUGCCUGAACUCCGUGGGGGGAGGGAAAUUUAUGCUGGUGGACAGGUAUUCAGAUAUAGCAUUUUACGACAUUGUGGAGAGACGAGUUAUUAGGACUUAUGGAGUUCCCGAGGAAAUUCCCUGUAUAUCUUUGGGCUUUGACUUUGUCGGGAGCUUAGUGUCGAUUGAGGGGUUUGAGCCCAUUGGGAACAAUUUUAGCAAAUUGAUGACUCUCACCUGGCCAAGUCAUGUGCAGAUGAGCGUGAACGAGGAUAAACACGGGGAUAAACACUGCAAACAACUCUUUAUGAUUUCGGGAAAAGGUAAAUUCUGUGAGGAUGCAAUGGAACGUGAUCCUGAAGA
This is a messenger RNA of Striga hermonthica, 947 nucleotides long. The record is from the annotation of a GenBank genome assembly. NCBI's taxonomy places the organism in Eukaryota, Viridiplantae, Streptophyta, Magnoliopsida, Lamiales, Orobanchaceae.